AUGCACAGCAUCACCGCGAUCACAGUCAACCGCGACUUACUUCAAGAACUGAUGCUGCCACGACUGUUUAGUUGGUCUCAGGACCUCGACUACUUCAGAGCCACCCUCCAAUUGUUCAAUAUUACAGAAGACACAUUCACGGAAAUACUUCAACAUAGUUCAGCUGUAUCCGCUCACGCGACUCGCAUGAUCAGAGUUAUGGAAGCUCACCAAAUGGUCCACUUCCUUAACAAAAGGAAAGUGCGAGUCACGAAAGAGGACGAAGAAUAUCGACUUAGUUCACAGAUGCACAUGCCACCUCCUUGGCCGGAGGAACCGGAGUCGUACAUCCAAACCCUCCGUUGGUGGCGGGACAAUUAUUCAGAUGCGCUCAUGAUUAGAGCCACGGACGAGUACUUGCAGAUCUCGUCGAUGGACAGACGUCUGCAAGAGCAAGCCCGCGGCCCAGAGCGCCAAGUAGUUCAACACCCAGCACAGCCUCUGAGGUCAAUAGAGGUACCAAGGCUAGAACCAUAUACUACAUGGCCCACAGAUAAUCCAAUAUUGCCUCCCGCUGUGCCCCCCCAGGCUGGACAACGGUCCACCUUUAGUUCAAGGCCCGGCCACGAGCCUACUACAUUGGGCAAGAGAAGGACUAAUACAGGUGACACAAGUCGUGACGUAGAACCUCCAAGAUCCAGGUCACGUCUUAGUUCAGAAUAUCGUUCACCCAGUCGUAGUUCAUCAAGAAGGCCACAGGGACGCCCAGCAGCUCCACACCGCUCUCGAUCGGCUUACCCAAGGCGCACGGUGCCUUCGGAAUCGCAUGGAAGAGUGGAGCCCUGCGUCUUCUGUCUCAAAGACGGUCAUUAUAGUUCAGAUUGUGACUCGUAUCCUUACCUCAGCGAUAGAGCUCAUCUGGCCGCCAGGGACGGUAUUUGCAGCAACUGCCUCAAGUCACACUUCGGGAUAUGUAUCCGCAAGGAUCCUUGUAGCAUAUGCUACGAGGAGGGUCACCAUAGGGCAUUCUGUGUCCAAAACUCCUUUGCCAUCUACGACGUAGACGCGAGCCCUGAGGAGUUCUAUGAUCAACUCAGGGUUCAAACCUACCGUCAACCACCAAGGGGUGCCAUCCCGCGUCGUCGGUAUGAACGCUCUUAUCACGACCGUGAUAGGAACGUUGAUGUCGACCAACCAGGGCCUUCCAACCAACCGCCUCCGGAGCGGGAACGUUCUCCGGAACCUUCCGCUUCCGGCCUGGGUCGUCAAAUGGGCUUCUCACCAGCCAAUAGCGAUGACUCUUGGUGA
This is a messenger RNA of Ostertagia ostertagi, 1287 nucleotides long. The record is from the annotation of a GenBank genome assembly. Lineage: Eukaryota; Metazoa; Nematoda; Chromadorea; Rhabditida; Trichostrongylidae.